This is a messenger RNA of Ananas comosus (pineapple), 2011 nucleotides long. RefSeq names its product cytosolic sulfotransferase 13-like. Gene Ontology annotation, cellular component: cytoplasm. The transcript has a single exon. NCBI's taxonomy places the organism in Eukaryota, Viridiplantae, Streptophyta, Magnoliopsida, Poales, Bromeliaceae. The record is from RefSeq and is a predicted model, not a curated record. Gene Ontology annotation, biological process: sulfation. The coding region runs from base 751 to 1830 and encodes 359 amino acids. Gene Ontology annotation, molecular function: sulfotransferase activity.
AUUCAACACUGUCCAGAAGUAACUCAAAUUAAAGCAAACAAAGGCGAUGGCCUUGCAUGGUCUAUUUCAAAAUGGCCUAUAUAUAUAUAUGGUUGAGAGGUUUCCAUACAUUCUUAUCGAAAUUAAUACUAUUCGUCUUAAACAAACAUUUGUUCCACAUGGAUGGCCUAUGGUUGAGAGGUUUCCAUACAUUCUUAUCGAAAUUAAUACUAUUCGUCUUAAGCAAACAUUUGUUCCACAUGGUAUAUAUAUAGAUUCACUAGUACAGUUUCAAUCAAUUCUUUUCAAUGUAGUUUUCUCGAAUUCAUUGCACGCUGACAAAAUAAAACUUGGAAAUCCAAUUACUUCACGUGAUCAACAAUUGUGACAUUUUAUUCCCUUUAUUGACAAAUUUUUGUUUAGUACAAUUACUCACUGGCAUUGUAUUCUUCUUAUUUGGUAAGCUUUAUUUAGUGCAAUGGUUUUUUUUUUUUUUUCCUGAUCGAACAAUGGAACUGUAAUUGUAACUUUUUUAGUUUGCAGAGCUAAUAUUUGCUGAUCAUCCCCUGCCGACACAGUUUAAUUAGGUCCCAAAAUCUGAUCCAUUUUUUCACGUUGUGCCAAAGUGAUGAUAUUGACCUGAUUUGAUUGCUAUUAAUUGAUUUCAUAAUCAAGUUUUAAUUAGCGUCGUAUCCACAGAUCGUAACUUGUUUAAUUUAAUUGCUUUUAUUAUUUAAUUAAACAUAAGCAUAUAUUUUUGGUGUCCAUCUUAUGCUUUAUAAACCCGAAACAUUCGUGCAUACUCAGUGUAGUUAUAUCAUGGCUGAGUGCUAUUCUUUCUCUACAAAUUUGGGCUCUGAAACUGAGGAAGGCGAAGAAGAUCAUCGGAAAAUCUAUCGGUACUUCACUGAUUUGGUCUCUACUUUUCCAUGCGAACCUGGCGUCUCUAGCCUUCUACUUUAUCGGUACAACGGUUGGUAUGCCAGCCUGCCUUCGAUGGUCGGCAUAAUGGCCGCCGGACGCCACUUCAAAGCUCGGCCCUCCGACGUGCUCCUCGCCACACUACCGAAAUCCGGCACCACGUGGCUCAAAUCCCUCCUUUUCGCCACCGUACACCGCAAGUUGUACGCCGUCGAUGACGACUCUCGCCACCCUUUUACUUUCCACAACCCCCAUGAAUGUGUCCCGUUCCUUGAGUACCAAGUUUACGUCGACAAUCGCAUCCCUAACUUGGAUGCGAUUCCUUCGCCGAGACUCUUCGCCACACACAUGCCCUUUCAGUUGCUUCCGAAGAGCGUGACCGACUCCGGUUGUCGCAUAGUUUACUUAUCCCGCGAACCUAAGGAUAACUUUACUUCCUUGUGGCACUUCUCAAACAACUUGAGAGAGAAAGAGAAGAUCGAACCUUGGUCCUUAGGCGAGGCCGUCGAUUACUUCUGCAACGGCGUCUCGCCCUUCGGGCCGUAUUGGGAUCAUUUGCUUGGGUAUUGGACUGCACAGUCGGAGCAACCGGAGAAAGUGCUUUUCCUCAAGUACGAGGAGAUGAGAAAAGACCCUUUGGGUAAUGUUAAGAAGCUGGCGGAGUUCGUAGGAAACCCUUUUACGCCGGAGGAGGAGGAAGGGAGCAUUAUCGACGGCAUCGUAAAGCUAUGUGGGUUUGAGUCACUGCGGGAUUUGGAGGUGAACAAGAGUGGGAAGACGGAGCUGGUUUUCGGGUCUGUCGAGAACAAACUGUUCUUUCGGCGCGGAGUGGCGGGAGACUGGGUGAAUCACCUGACACCCGAGAUGGCUCGACGUAUCGACCAAACCACGGAGAGUAAGUUGAGAGGACAUAGGCUGACCUUCUCAUGAAGUUUCAGAAGAAUAUAGGGCUCGAAUCUUAAUCGUUCAUCACUUCUUAAAAGAAAGAAAAACAAGUAACGAAGGUAUGGCUGGUCGAAAAGUUCCAAUCACAGCGUAAAUAAGACAAGUAAUAUGCUGUUAAUAUUGGGUUUCAAUUUGUAAGUCAUUAGUACGCUCUUUAUAUGAGCUA